AUGGCUCGGACACGCAAACAAGACCCCGAACCCGCCGAAUCCCCCGCCCGAAAACGUGCACGCCGCGACGAAGCAGACGAGGAGCCUGUGAACGGCACGCCCUCUAAGCGGAGGAGAUCAAAGACGACACAAGAAGAAGCAGGCAACGCGGACCGCGAUCCGUAUGAGGUUCCCUCCGAUGAAGACAACGGGGAAGAAGCCGCCGACUCGGAACCCGAAACACACACACCCACGAAGCGCAAAGGCCCUCAGCCGAAAUCCGCAACGCCGGCCAACGGCGCCGUCACCCCGUCAAAACUGCGCCAGGUGAACACGCUGGUGACGCCAGUUAAGGCCACGGGUACGAAUGGCUUCACGCCGAGGAGGAGGCAGGCCGCGGAUCGCUCUGCGCGGCGGAAGAGCGCCAGGGCCCUGAUCGAGCGUGUCGUCGCAGACGAGGACAGCGAGGAGGACGAAGAGGGUCUGGCGCGCGAGAUCUACGAAUCUAGCGAAGAGGAGGAGGCGGAAGAUGAGCCGGUAGAAAAGAAGCAGAAGCAGAAGCAACCAGAGGCACCACCACCGCCGGUUGAGGCACCACCGCCCACAGAGCCCGACACCCCGUCAGCGACGCCCAGGAAAAGAGGCCGUCCGCGCAAGCAACCACCGCCUCCCAAGUCGCCGACUCCUCCCCGGGAGCUGGCGCCACACGAGCUGUACUUUGAGCACAACAAGCCCGGCCGCGCAAAGACAUCCCACAACACCCUCUCCUCUCUCGAUCUCCUAUCGCAUGACGAGUACUUUGAGCUCCUCCGCGCCCGGGAGGAGCCGCACGCGGAGGACCUUGCGUUCUUGCAAUCCUUGCACGAAGCCUCCUUUGAGCAGUGGUGCUUCGAGUUGGCACAGGGCUUCGGCCUAUGUCUCUUCGGCCAGGGCUCCAAGCGCGAUCUGACAGCCAAGCUGGCAUCGCAUCUGUACGAGGCAGACCCCAAGGCCCCAAUCGUCGUGGUCAACGGAUACGUCCGCACAAUCACCCCGCGCGACGUCUUCACCACCGUCGCCGCCGCCAUAAGCCCGAGCUUGAAGCUCCCAGCCCAGCCGGCAGGCAUGCUCCAGACUCUCUCCUCGGCUCUGACAUCCCACCCGAAGCCGGUGACCCUGAUCAUCAACUGCGUCGACGCCGCCCCGCUCCGCAAACCCGCGACGCAGCAGCUCCUUUCGCAGCUGGCCGCACACCCGCGCGUCCGCUUCGUCGCGACCGCCGACACGCCGUCCUUCCCGCUCCUGUGGGACGCCGCGCAGCGCACCUCGUUCAACUUCCUCUUCCACGACUGCACCACUCUGAAGCCCCUCGAUGUGGAGCUCGACACCGUCGACGACGUCCACGAGCUCCUCGGCCGCAAGGCGCGCCGCGUAAACGGCAAGGAGGGCGCCAUGUUCGUCCUUCGCUCGCUCUCGACCAGGGCGCGGGAGCUCUUCCAGCUCAUCGUCACCGAGGUCCUGCUCGCGCUCGACGACGACGACGGCAACGCUGCGCACCAGCUCGGGGCGGAGAACCCCGGGUUGGAGUACAACACAGUCUACAGGAAGGCCGAGGAGAAUUUCAUCAGCACUUCGGAGGUGGCUUUCCGAACGCUGCUGAAAGAAUUCCAUGACCAUCAGAUGAUUAUCAGCAAGAAGGACGCCUUCGGCACAGAGUUGUUGAGCUUGCCAUUCAAGAGGGAUGAGCUUGAGGCUAUUCUUGAGGAGAUGGUUGUAUAA
Colletotrichum chrysophilum is the source of this 1737-nucleotide messenger RNA. RefSeq lists its product as uncharacterized. The record is from RefSeq and is a predicted model, not a curated record. Gene Ontology annotation, cellular component: nuclear origin of replication recognition complex; nucleus. Gene Ontology annotation, molecular function: DNA replication origin binding. Lineage: Eukaryota; Fungi; Ascomycota; Sordariomycetes; Glomerellales; Glomerellaceae. Bases 1 to 1737 code for a protein of 578 amino acids. The transcript has 2 exons. Gene Ontology annotation, biological process: DNA replication.